Molecule: messenger RNA, 1794 nt
Organism: Entrophospora candida
Lineage: Eukaryota; Fungi; Glomeromycota; Glomeromycetes; Entrophosporales; Entrophosporaceae
Source: the annotation of a GenBank genome assembly
AUGUCUAAUGAUAAUGGAGAUAAUUUGGAACUGGCAGAAAAUGUAUUAAAUUUACCUUAUGAUUUUUCAAAAUCUUUUACAAAAUCUACGGCAGAGCUUUUAAGUAAUAUGAUGUAUCAAAAACCAGAGCUUCGCCCAAAAAUAGCACUAGCGCUUCAACGUCUGGUUGAAAAAUAUAAAACUUUAUUAGAUUCAACGCAUGAUGAUGCUGAAUUAAAAAAGCUUUAUAAAUUGGAUAGGGCAACAAUCACAAAAAAUCUUGAAGUUUUACAAAAAUAUUCACCAAAUUUCUUGGCGGUAUUUUUCAAUGUGUUUAGUGAAACUUUACCUUUAUACAGAGGAUAUAUGCUUAAUGUGAUUAAAGCUUAUUUGGAGAUUACGCCUUUAAAAGAUCUCAAUGUGUUUUUUAAUAAGGCGUUGGAUCUUCUUAAGCAAUCACUUGAAACUCAAUUGUAUGAUAUGGCUGUUACGACCCUUAUUUUCAAAGAUGAUGGAACUUUACAAAAGAAAGGUUACAAAUUACUUAAACAAAUUACAGAGAGUGAAAACAACAAAUCAAUGAUAUUGGAGAAUAUCGAGUAUUUACAAAACAAAUUAUCAAGCACUGUUAUGACAACAGUAACCCCUGUUAAAAAUGUACGACUAUUAACAUUUAUUAAUAUAAUAAAGAUAUUGCCAGAAUCUGACCUACACAUGAUACCUGAUAUCCUUUCAGAAACAAUAUUGUGUACAAAGGAACCUAGAGAAAAAACCAGAUCAGCAGCAUAUGAAUUACUUGUUGUUAUGGCCAACAAGAUGAAAAAUGGUGGUACAGUGGUGAUUAGUAAAGUAUCGGAAGCAGAUCCAAAUUCAGCAGAUGUUGAAGCAAGCAUUAAUGAAUUUGUUUUUUCGAUGGUUGUAGCAGGAUUGGCAGCCACUACACCUCAUAUGAUCAGUGCAACAAUUACAUCCAUAUCAAGGUUGAUUUUUGAAUUUAAGAAAGAUCUUGACAUUGAUCUUGUUCACCAACUACUUUACACCAUGGAUAAUUUUGUAAAUUGUAAAAGUCGAGAAAUUGUAAAAUCUGCCUUGGGAUUUUUCAAAGUGGCAACCAUUUCGUUGGAUGUUGAUAUCUUGACACCACAUUUGUCACAAAUCAUAAUAGGACUUCUUGUAUGGUCUAAUGAACACAAAAAUCGUUUCAAGGUCAAAGUUCGACAUAUAUUAGAGCGAAUGAUUAGACGAUUUGGAUAUGAUAUAAUAGAAAAACAUGUACCCGAGAUUACCAAAAAGCGUGUAGUUUAUGAUAGUGCCUACGAUGAAGCAUUAUAUGGUAGUGAAAGUGAUUUGGAAGAUUCUGAUGAUCAUGACAAUAAUAGUGAUGUCAAAGAUCCGAAUGCGCCAAUUGACUUUUUGGAUAGCACAAAAGUAUACUCUUCUAUACAAAAAGCUGCCGAAAACCAUUAUUUAGAAUCAAAAAAUUCAAGUGUGGCGUUUACUCUUGGAUUAAAACAAAAACUCAAGUAUACUAAUAAGAACAGUAAUGAUAUGGAUAUUGAUAGUUAUAUUACUAACACGAACACAAAUAAUAAAAAACAUAUUAAAAAAAGCAACGAAAUUGAACCAAUUGAUGCAGUUGCUUCCAGAAUGGCCAAAAAACAGAAAAAAAAGGAAUUUAUUCCAAUUGGUAAAGAAUAUAAAGCUAAAAAAGCAGGAGGAGAUAUUAAAAAGAGCGGUAAACCAGAUCCAUAUGCUUAUGUGCCACUUUCAUCAAUGUAUCAUAAAAAAGGACAACAAAAAAAAUUUGCAAUUUGA